This is a messenger RNA of Somion occarium, 3468 nucleotides long. The record is from the annotation of a GenBank genome assembly. Lineage: Eukaryota; Fungi; Basidiomycota; Agaricomycetes; Polyporales; Cerrenaceae.
GAAGGUAUAGGGAUAUGUGUAAAAAUAGGACACACUCAGAUCCAUGAGGGUACGGAUGGCCAUAAGUCUGGCAGUGUCCUAUCCUUAUGUGGACAUAAUCGACCACGACAAGGGCUUAACGGGAGUAUCGAAUGCAGUUUAGAAGCUGGACUAACGGAAGGGCAGAUGAGACUAUCAUUUGUGGCAGAUGAUGUGGACCUCUUCUACCUCAACUUGCGGGGCGUCUAGGGACUGGAAUCGGUACUUCCAGAAGCUCUACUUCCUGUAAGCAAAGUACGUGUGCAUUUCAGGUGAAUUGAUCCACAAUCGCUCUGCAUCGAUGCUAUUCUUGAACGUUGAACAUGCGUUGCCCAGCUGACCUCGUCAUCCAUUGUGCCUGUCUUAGCAAAGAACAGCCUGCAACACUCAUGACUAGUUCCCCGAGUAUCGGCUAGUGGAAAGUUCUAUUGCGAUCCGUCAUCCCUAAACUUCACGCCCCGUCUCUACACACGAAAUCUAAGAAGAAAUAGAAGCACCCUUCGUCUACUGACUGUCGUUCGACUUGGCUUUGUUAUAAAGGAUACUCACUUUUGCAAAUGAAAGGGUGAUACGUUCGUCGAUGUCACAUUUCAUUGAGUACUGCUCGGCAUGGAAUUGUUCAUGGUCUGAUAUGCACAUCCUUGCUACUUCUUUGUAGUGACUUCUCACCGAUGCAACCGACACAGGGUCACCUUGCUACUUCGUUAUGGAGCAGACAUUUCUAUAUGUUGAAGUUGCUUGUACACUAUAAACGGAUCAUUAAAGGUCAUUGAGAACAUCAUCUCAUCUGCCAAAAAAUGUCUUUCCAGUCCGUUCCCCCCUCUGACGGCGAGUAUCGUAUCAAAGUCUUGGACUCAAACAAGUACGUCGAGUAUGACCCCGGCAAGGGAACUUGGAUCAAGCUCGCGGACCUCAACACUUCCAGCGACAAGCAAAAGUUCAACAUAACACGUAUUCAAGGCACCAACUGUUAUGCGAUUAUCUCCUGCUUUGACGAUAACGGUUUGUACCGUUAUAAGACCUCGGAGACAUACUGGGGUUAUGGCUAUGUACGAGGCAAGGACUCAGGCUCUGAUCGCUGGACGUUCAUUCAAGGCACCCAAUCCGGCAAACAAUUCGCCAAAAUCAAGCUAGACAGUGAGGAUGACGUGUGGGAUAGCGACUCAUCUCUCAGCGAUGGAUGUGUCCAUUUUUAUAAGGAUAAAUCUGAUCGUCCGAACCAGAGAUUCGUCUUUCAAUUAGUUGACAAUCAGGACUCUCCCAUCCCUCCCACUACUAACGUUCCGACCAAUGAAAAAACAUUUCAGAAGUCCUUCUUCUCACUCGACGUCCCGGGGGCCAAAAGUCUCGGUCCUUACGACAUCAUCGUCAUUGGCUCCGGAAUCGGAGGCGGAAUAGUUUCCACGGAUCUCUUUGAUACCAACUCCAUGCUAGGCAAGAAUGCCAAGAAUGUCCUCGUUAUCGAGAAGGGCGACCUCGUCUUCCAUUCUCACUGCCUGAACGCCGCUCGUCCUAGCGGUCUUGGAGAAGACCGCGGACAGCAAAACGAUACGUUCUUUGCGGCCUUCCGUGAUGAUUACAACUUGAGUCCCCAAACGGUCAAGAAGGACUGGAAGGGUGGUCCUAUGUAUAACCUCGGCGGCAGGAGCGCUGCAUGGGGUCUCUUCGCUCCUCGUAUCCACGAUGAGGUUCUUAGGAAAGAGUUCCCUACUACGGUCUACAACGAUCUGUUGUGGACGUAUUAUAUCGAGGCCGAGAAGCUCAUGAUGCUUUCCGAGCCGGAGACGAAGACAAUUCAUCAGAACCUCAUGGAGCGUCUCAACAUCGAAGCGCAGCCUGCCGUUCAAUGGCAAUGGGGACGUAUCGCUAGCGAAUUCCGCGAUACACGAAACUUCGAUUUCGCUGAUGGUGCUUAUAGUACUAUUGAUCGUUUGCUGGAGAUCGCCAUGAGUAAACCUGUUGAUGCUAAUGGCCGCCUCCGUGAACAUGACAACUUCAAGAUUCUGUUGAAUACGGAGGUGCGGAAGUUGGGUUGGGACGCGUCCAAUUCCAAACGCGUCAAUGGUGUCUGGGUUCGCACUCGGGAUGGGAAAGAUGAUUUCAUCCCUCUGAGGACCGGUGGACAGGUUGUUGUCGCUGCUGGUACCGUCUACUCGCCUGCAAUCCUUCUCAGGAGCGGGGUUGAUCUCAAGUCUAACGGCGGUCUCCACGUUACCGACCACGAUAUCUUCUUCAGGGCACUUCCAUUCGAGUACAACGACCCGAAGAAUCGUGAGGUUGUUGGGGCGAUGAAGCUUCAGACAUACGUGCGCACGUCGAACAAUGAGAUCACUUUGGCGAAUAUGUCUCUCGAUGCUUCGUCUUUCCUUCCUCGUCGGGAUAUUCAAUUGAACGAUUACCCCAAGUGGAUCAUCAGUUUCAUUCGCCAGACGCCUCUCAAUCAAUCGAACAUUGUCGAGAUGGUCAAUGACGAACCUGUUGUCACUAUCAAUCGUGUGAAACCCUUCAACAUGCAGGACCCGACCAUUCAGGAGUUGAAGCGUCUUACGUCCAAUGCGACCGAUGUUCUGCAGAAAGCCCUGAAACUCACCUUCCUCGAAGAUCCUGCUUUGCGUAAUUCUGAAUACUUCAAGACCCUUGAAUUGGGCGGUGUGGCUCACGAGCUUGGUACGAUCCCCAUGCAAAGCCCCUCUACCACUUCAUACUGUGUGGAUACCAACCUUAAGCUCUCCGGUUACGAGGGCGUAUAUGUCAGCGAUCUUUCCAUAUUCCCCAUGUCUCCCGAAGUCAACCCGACUCUCACUCUCGCUGCACUGGCCCUUCGUCUCUCGCGUCAAAUCCUCCACCCUCGUCUCAUCAUCUAUAGCCCAUCUGGCAAUAUCACAACCGAGUCUGCCGAUCGUGAUACUGUGUAUGUGAUUAACCAGACGGGAGUUAAGCAGAAGGUCUUCUUGGGCAAUCGCGCUGGUGUUUACAAUGACGGAAAAGACGGUACUGCCGUGCUGGGACCUGGAGAUUCAGAGUCCUGGAAGAGACGGAGUGGAACUGCCGAGGCACUUUCGGUUUUCAAGUUGAGGUACAACAGUCCGACGGAGUUCAGCGACUCACCUUCGGUCAUCCUCGCCAAUCCUGGUCGAAUUUGCCCUCUCCUCUGAUUGUUGUCUAUACGUGUACUUGACUAGAAACCAUGAACUCUGAAGUGCUUUGUCGUCCAAGUGGCGAUUGUAAUAGAUACUGCAUGUACAUUAGAUUUCCGUAAAUCUGGUAGCGUCCUACCCUUCUGAGGGUAUAUUCGACCACGACAAGGACUUGAACGGGAGUGUCGAACAUAGUAGUCUUGAAGCUGGACUAAGGAGGUGCAGAUGGGACUCUCACUGGUGGCGAAUGAUGUGCAACUCCCGAGAUGAUCCUGCCAACGCCACAUUCCGUUUGACAAUUUUUUUUGCCAUG